AUCGCCACGCAUUCGUUGCCUAGUCGUUUUACCCGAAAGCUCCACAGCGAGCGCAAUUGAAGCAAAAAUAACAGACAAAGUGUUUCCAAUCGUUUUAUGGCCCAUUCACCGACCGGCUUUUUCCCAUUUAAUGCACUGGGAAUGUUUUUCAGUCGCCGCAAGACUCCAGCAAUUGUGGUGCACGCCAGGUGAGAUCAUCAACUGCAAGUGGCCUGAUUUUCUUCUUCUUCUUCUUUUAAUAUAUAAGGCCGAUGUGCCUAUAAAUCGUAAAAAGCUGCAGUGCUCGCUUGCCGAGCGGCCGAACGUUUCUGGAGGUAUGACUGCGCAGCCGGCCGAAAUUCCCAUCUGGAUAAACGGGGCGCAGCGCUGGAUCUCGGGCAUUGGCCGCAAGACGACGUGUGAUGAUGUCAUCCGUGUGCUGCUCCGCUCCGAGGGCUGCAACCCCGAGAACAAAGACAAGGAGGAGAAGCACCAAAACAAACACUACGCGAUCGUCGAGCGCUGGAAAAAGGUCGAGCGACCCCUUGACGGCAGAUCUCGCAUUCUCAAAGUCUGGACGGCUUGGGGUGACGAGCAGGAGGCGGUGCGUCUCACCCUGAAACGCGUCAACCCCACCACCCCCCGCGAGGUCAAAACGCACCACCACCGACGGAGUUCGCGGGGCCACAACCGGGCGCGACUUUUGCAGACCGUCCAUCCGAAGCGGUUGAUCGACGGCGACAACAAGCAAUUUUCAGACACCAUCGAGCACUUGAUGAAACUGAUCCUGGCCCAGGGCGAAACCAUUCAGACGCAGCUACGUCGGCUUCACGACCGUGACGAGCAGAUUAUCCACAUCGAAGACCAAGUGCACAGUUCCCGGCAAGAACGACUCGGUUCAAACUACCUCCUUGAGACCUAUUUGAAGGACCUCGACGCCAACAAGGGCGGCGAGGACGACAGUGGCGUCGCCGAAGUUGAGCCUGCCAAAGCGGACGAGGAAGAGGAAGCUCAGGAGGAAAAUGAGGAGGAUCAGGGUGGAGAAGGGGAAGACGCCGAAUCGCAAAGGGCGCUUGUGGAGACGCGAGCGUGCAUCGCCCUGUGGGAAAGGGUCGUCAGGGUCAACAAGCGUCUGGAAAAGGAGGAGCAAUGUCUGGUCAAGCUUCACGUCAAGUUGAGACGAUUGUCCGAAGCCGAACCGACUCAGGAAGCGACGGACCUGAUCACGAGCGAAGCGAUUUCCAUUGUCAAGGAGCAGAUUGAAGAGGCCGACGCCCUGUCCACGGCCCAGCAGAUGGAGGUGGAACAAAACGACGUGCGACUGCAGGAAACGUGCGAACAGCUGCAGGAGAGACACCGUCUGCUCGAUUACCUUCAGGAAGAGCUUCAGGAGUGCGAACUGGAGGAGCAGCAGCUCAAGAAGUGGCUCCAGGAGGCCAUGUAUAAAAAGCACCAGCAGAUGCAGCAGCAGCAACAAUUGCACCACGCCAUGUUGACCAAGCAGUUCGCGCAAGUGACCUCAACGCCGGCGAGUAGCACCGGGGCCAUCAGGAAGCAGAUCGAAGGUGACACGGACUCGAAUUCAGACACGGGACUCAGUUCGCUGCACAGCAGCAGUGAGGAAGGGGUGUACGUGUUGGACACUUUAGUAUGAGUCGCGAGAUGAGUUUGAGGCGCCGUUGAUUACCAUUAGCAUUAAGGACAAAUUAUUGUAUUUGAGAAAGUUUUGAUUUCACACCAACCCUGGAUUUUAUACGUAUAUCGGUCAUGCCUGUUGAUAAUUUUAUUGCUUAGAAAAAAAAUUAGAACCACUUUGUGUAAAUUUAAAAGUAGUGCGUCUAUUUAUUUUGAAAUCAGAUGUCAAGUGAUAAAAUGUUGGUCGAAAUUUAUAUAUAUCUUCCCUUCCUUAUUGUAUUUCUAUUGUAGUCACGCAUUGUUUCAAAAUUACAAUGAUGCAUUAAUAACCAAAUAAUAUUCAACUCUUGAUUAUUCAGAGCAGAGAGAACCAUUAUAGAAAGCCAUUCUUCCUCUUCUCUAUUUUUCUGUCUUGUUAUAAUCUUACUUUGCACAAUGGAUCGUGCUAAUUUGAAUAAUGACUAUUCAGCACUCUCUCGUCCCUAAUAUAUGUCACUUCUAAAUCAACAAAUUUCCUGGACGCAUAUAUGUAUAUUUUUUUUUUUCUGAAAAAAAAAUGUUGAAGUACAAAAAAUGUCAAACUUUCUAUUAUGCCAGUAGCGUUUGCCUCAAGGAAUCGCCGAUUGAUUAUUUUCCACAUCAAACAAACCGAAGUCGGCGAAAUACUUCACGGCACGUUUGCUUAUUUGUAUCUAAAGUUAUUGGAGCGUGAGUCAUGCAGUUUAACGAAUUAAGAGUCAAAGAAAGGAGUUUAAUUGUCUAGAGAUAUUUCACCGCUUCCAAUGUGUGACAAUUAACCACGCGUUAAUUCAAUUCUGUGCCUUUCAAGCACAAUUGAACAAAUAAAUUCUGCAAUAAUUGAAGGCGGUCGGCACCAAAACCAAUCUGAGCACCGUUAACCGCCAGACCGAAUCGCACCAAAAUUCAAUAAGCGUAAUGCAACAAAAAGUCGAGUCUCACGUUUAUCAAAAAAAGGAAUGAAAAUUGUCCACUUUUCAUAAUAUUAAUCCGCUAUGCACAUAUACCAAAUUUUUUUAUAAUUUAAUAAUCGCCCCCAAUGAUAUUUUGUAGUUUUUAAGAAGUACAUGUCUCCUAGUCACAGUUCAUUGAAUAAACCUUUGAUACAUCUGUAUUACAUACACGAAA
This is a messenger RNA of Neocloeon triangulifer, 2760 nucleotides long. RefSeq names its product ras association domain-containing protein 10-like. Lineage: Eukaryota; Metazoa; Arthropoda; Insecta; Ephemeroptera; Baetidae. The transcript is spliced from 3 exons. The record is from RefSeq and is a predicted model, not a curated record. The coding region runs from base 131 to 1633 and encodes 500 amino acids. Gene Ontology annotation, biological process: signal transduction.